Molecule: messenger RNA, 1704 nt
Organism: Rhizophagus irregularis DAOM 181602=DAOM 197198
Lineage: Eukaryota; Fungi; Glomeromycota; Glomeromycetes; Glomerales; Glomeraceae
Source: RefSeq, a predicted model, not a curated record
AUUUUACGCCAACCGUCGUCCUACAAAUACAAAUAAAGGUUAUAAAUUAUUUCCCUUUGGAAAAAAAAUUCAGUAAAAAAAAAAAUGUUACAACUAUGCAAUGACAUAAUUUUACUAAUAUUAGAAGAAUUUCAAGAUGAUGUCAAAUCAUUAUUUUCAUGUCUUUUAGUCAAUAAAACCUGGUGUGAAGCAACAGUACCAAUUUUAUGGAAGAAUCCUUCUAAACAAUUUUUACCAGCCGAUGAAUCAUUAAAAAUUCUAUUUAAUGUGAUACUUUCACAUUUAUCUGAAGAAUCAAGAAAUAAUGUGAAAAAUCAAGGAAUUGAUCUUUUUAUGGAAGAAUUUGAAUUUCGACGACCUUUAUUUAAUUAUAUUAGUUUUUGGAAACAUUUAAAUUUAUAUUUCUUAAAAUAUAUGAUAAGUAAAAAUGUAACAAGAAUUGAAAUAUCUAAUAGAUUUAUUGUAGGUAAUGAAGUAUUGAAAUUAUUUAUUAAUAAUGAUACAAAAUUUAUUUCCCUUUCUAUUCCAAAAAUGAAUUUUUUUCAUAUUUCAGGAUCUGAAAAUUGUUUUUCAAAACUUGAAAAUUUUCAUUGUGAUAAUAAUAUUGAUAGUAAAAUUUUAGAAAGAUUGGCUAUAGUAAAUAAGUCAAUUAAAAAAUUGACUUUUGAGUGUAACAGUACCAUUAAUCAUGGAAUCGUUAAAUUUGUUGAAGUUCAAAAAAAUUUGAAAGAAAUCAAUCUUACCUCAACAAAAGGAAAUGAAAUAUAUCGUCAAUCUCUUGAAGAAUUAUUAAUCAAAUGUGCUGAUACUGUUCAACAUUUAAAAAUAAAUUGGAAUCCUGUCACUAAAUUCCUUUCAUAUCUCGUAAAUUUAGUUAGUUUAGAAAUAAUGAAUUCUGUUGUUUGUUUUUUUAAAAUAAAUGAGAAUCAUUUGGAAAAAGUAUCUUUACCACAUUUAAAAUUUUUAAAAGCAAAAAGUAUUUCAUCAAAUAUUUUAACAAAUAUUAUUGAAAAUACGAAAGGUUAUCUUAUUGAAAUCACUAUUCUUCAUCAAACUGAAGAUGAUGGAAAACUUAUUCAGAAAAUUUAUCAAAAUUGUCCUAAACUUAAUUAUCUUAAAUUAUCAUUAUAUAAUAGUGAUAUUUCAGAAUUUCAAAAUUUGUUAAAGAGUUGUCAAUUUUUAAUUGGAAUAGAAAUUGUUGAUGUUUCUGUUGAAUGGAAAGAAUUAUUUGAUGUAUUAGCAAAACUUUCACCAAUUAGUUUGUUUAAAUUUAAAUUUUCUGCUGAAUAUUUUAUUUGGGAACAUAAAUUGGAAUCUUUAAAAUCAUUUCUUGAUACUUGGAAGGAUAGACCUUCUAUGUUAUUACAAAUAAGUAUAACAGGAUUAAGAGGAUUUGCAAGUUGUAGAAUUCCAUGGCAACAUCAUCAACAAGAGCCACGGCAAAGAUUAGAAGCAUUAUUACGAAGAUAUAGAACAUAUGGUGUAAUUAAAAGAUACGAAAUUGGUGGUAUUGAUUUUGAAGAUUUUGAAUGGAUCCAAAAAAGAACCCCGACUUAUACUUUAAUAGUUUAAAAAUUUUAUAAAUUGGAAAAUAUAUUUAGUCAGUAUUAGUUUUUUUUUUGCCUGUUUUUCUUAUAUAUAUAUAUUUUCGGUUAAACAUUUAUUUAAGUAAUAUAUUUUAUAAAUUUAGUUAUAGUAUAGUUA